Messenger RNA from Pestalotiopsis fici W106-1, 2448 nucleotides. RefSeq lists its product as uncharacterized. The record is from RefSeq and is a predicted model, not a curated record. NCBI's taxonomy places the organism in Eukaryota, Fungi, Ascomycota, Sordariomycetes, Amphisphaeriales, Sporocadaceae. The coding region runs from base 1 to 2448 and encodes 815 amino acids. The transcript has a single exon.
AUGAAGACUUUGUCAAAUGAGGAGCUCAAAGCUCUAGCUGGCGAGUAUUUUGCUCCCGUGGGACUGUAUCAGCACACCAAACGAUUGCCUUUCUUGGGUACUCUGGAGUGCAACACAAAGACAUUGACAGCGGGAGAAUGGACCGAAAUCAUUGUCGAAUACACCGUUGGCGCCAGUGGUCUCGCCGAUGGCGCGUGGAUCAAGGGCACAUUCAAGUUCUACUCGGAUUGGGCUCUGUUUCAGACCUCAAAUCCUGAACAGGAUAAUUACGUCUCUGCCGAACAUGUCCCAGCUGAUUUGCAUCCUGGUCAGGCCCCAGCCACAGUCCAAGGACUGGCAGUGAGAUUUGAUCAAAAGGGUCACGAACGCCCCUUUCAAAAGGCCAUCAUACUGGACAUUGUCGACGGCUACAUGAAUCCAGGCGACAAGAUCAUUGUUCGCAUCGGUGAUCGGCGCUGGGGAUCGCGCGGUACCCGUGUCCAGACCUUUGUGGAGGAGAACUUUCUCAUGAGAUGGUAUAUCGAUCCCGUGGGAACUUCGCGCUUUGCACCUAUCAAGCCGGAUAUCGCCUUUACGAUCCGGCCAGGCCCUGUCGCAAAGGUCAAGGCCAUCUCGCCGCGCGUGGUGAGGCCGGAAACGCCAUUUCCUACCCAUUUCCACACCGAGGAUACCUGGGGUAACACGACGACAGACCUCGAAGGGCUGACGGCGCGAGUUGAUCUAGCAAACGACAUUGGCGAAAGAAUUUGGGACCAAGAACUCUCUUUGCCUAGCCAAGGUUGGACGGUGGCCAGCCUGACUUCGUCACUACCGUUGAGCGGCGACUAUGCGCUAUCAGUGUCCAUCAUUGACCAGAACGGCCUCGUCUUGGGAGAAACGUCUGACCUCAUCACCGCCGACGCUUCAUUGCCCGUCCCUCGCGCGCUCUUUGCCGAUCUUCAUGUGCACUCUGACGAUACGGUCGGCACCAAUUCCACCACCUACAACUUUUCCUACGCCCAAAAGGUCGCCGGUCUCGACGUGGUCGGCUACACGGCCAAUGACUUUAACAUUACCAAGCAGAAAUGGGACGCCACGCUCGAUAUUAUCAAAAAGACCAAUGCCGAAGGCGAGUUUGUGCUGUUUCCCGGCACCGAGUGGUGCGGCAACUCGGCGGCCGGCGGGGACCACAAUGUCGUCUUUCUCGACGACCCGGACGUGACGCCGCCCGAGUUCCCCUUUGACCGGCACGGUAAUGUCGCGCGGAGUUUUGAGUGGAAUGAGGACGGUCCGGCUGAGCUGACUCCGGGCGCCUGGCCGCUUGAUGAAGUAUACGCCACGUACGCACACUCGCCCGACAAGAAUCUCCUGAUCCCGCACGUGGGCGGGCGGAGGUGCAAUCUAGCCUGGCACCACCCGCAGCUCGAGAGGCUGUUGGAGAUUGGCAGCGCCUGGGGUCUGUUUGAGUGGCUCUUGCGGGACGCCGUCGGCCGCGGGUGGAAGAUGGGCGUGUCUGCCAACUCGGACGAGCACCGUGGCCGCUGCGGCGGCGGUGUCCCGGGCACCGCCGUAUUCGGUACCAAGGGUGGUCUGACCGGUGUGUGGGCCGACAAGCUCGAGAGAGCCGACGUGGCCAAGUCUCUCCGGGCCCGGAGGACGUUUGCCACGACCGGAGAACGACUAGUGGGUCUGGUUCGUACCAAGGAGGGCUCGCUUCAGGGUGACGAUGUCACGGUCAAGGUCGGUGAAGAAGUCUCGUUGAAGUAUCAAUUCUAUGGAAAUGAGGGUUUCGAGUCAAUAGAGGCUUGGGAUGCGACUGGCAAGAUCUUUCACCGUGACUUGCAACGAGAAGCGUCAGAGUCGACUCCUGCUCGAAGCCGCCAGAAGAAGAUACGAGUAAAGUGGGGAGGAGCUCGUUUGUACGACAGAUAUCGCGAAGCCGUGUGGAAAGGUUCUAUCCUCGUAUCAGGCGCCGCAAUCUCUCACGUACAGCCGUUUGGAGGUGUGCUUGACAAUCCCGAAGAGCUGAUCAAGUUGGCUUCCGAGACGCAAGUGGUUUUCGAGACGCAUACGAGUGGUGAUUUCGACGGUGUCGAUAUUUACUUCAAGGAGAGUUCUGCCUCACCAACGUCGAUCAGCGUGACUGGUCAUCUUGGGGGCUAUGUCAAGGUUGGCAAUGCUCUUAAUGGCAACCCGCACAAGUCCCAGCCCACGUUUAGUCUCACUACUUCGGCUGCAGAGGCUGGCCAGAGUGGUGGCAAGCAGAUAUCAAUCAAGGGAGGCGCUGAACUAUUCGCGUCCGUUGAACAUUUGGUCGAUGCACCUCUACCAAGGCGCGUCGAGGGCGAGUUCUCCAUUGCUCCAAGUGUACAUGCAGCUGGGGAUGAACAGGCCAUCUACUUUGUGGGUAGGGAACACAAUGGCGGGAAAGUCAUCACAAGCCCCGUCUUUGUUACCUACACUGCUUAA